Molecule: messenger RNA, 987 nt
Organism: Salvia hispanica
Lineage: Eukaryota; Viridiplantae; Streptophyta; Magnoliopsida; Lamiales; Lamiaceae
Source: RefSeq, a predicted model, not a curated record
AACACUCGUUUUUCACCAAUCGGCAUCCACUCCCAAUUUUUUUCUUCAAUGGCGUUGCUCUCAUCUUUCCUUUCACCCAACCCCAUCUCCCUUCACCUAUUCACUCCUAAACCCUCUGCAAAAAUUCCCAGGCUAUUUUUACCUUCACUUGCUUCAUUAACCACUCCUCCUCCUUCUUCUUCCAACCCUUCGGCAUCAGCUUCUCAAGAGUCGACGUCGGCUGCAACAACUCAAACUUUUUCAAAACAGCCAGAAUUGCCCUACAACUAUGCCUUCGCAGGAGACCCCGUCGUACGAUUUUUACAGUCUACGGAAUCUACGAUUGAAAGAGUGAUAUUUGACUUCCGUUUUCUUGCACUUCUAGCGAUUGGAGGAUCAUUGGCAGGCUCUCUGCUCUGCUUUCUUAAUGGGUGUGUCUACAUAUUUGAUGCAUACAAAGUAUACUGGACAAGCUGUGUCAAAGGAAUCCAUACUGGAAAAAUGGUUCUGAGAUUGGUUGAAGCUAUUGAUGUAUAUCUUGCUGGGACUGUGAUGCUAAUAUUUGCAAUGGGCUUGUACGGACUAUUCAUUUCAAACGUGCCUCCGGAUGUACCUCCUAGCGUGGAUCGCGCACUAAUAGGGUCUUCCUUAUUUGGGAUGUUUGCUUUGAAGGAGAGGCCGCAGUGGAUGAAGAUCAGUUCGCUGGACGAGCUGAAGACGAAAGUAGGGCAUGUGAUAGUGAUGAUCCUUUUGGUGAAAAUGUUCGAAAGGAGCAAGAUGGUAACCAUAGCAACAGGGCUGGACUUGUUGAGCUACUCUGUUUGUAUAUUUUUGUCGUCGGCAUCCUUGUACAUUCUUCACAAUCUGCACAAAAACGACACGCAUUAGUACCCCAACCAGAACAAGACCAAUGCUUGUAUCAAUGUAUAAUUCACCAUAAUGGGAGGAUAUGUGUAUAUGAUACUGGGUUUUUGUCUUUCAUAGUUUGGGUAAAAUUUUUUUGUCUUA